Molecule: messenger RNA, 3592 nt
Organism: Pseudophryne corroboree (corroboree frog)
Lineage: Eukaryota; Metazoa; Chordata; Amphibia; Anura; Myobatrachidae
Gene: SMAD3
Product: SMAD family member 3
Exons: 9
Coding region: 252-1529 (425 amino acids)
Biological process (GO): anatomical structure morphogenesis; cell differentiation; SMAD protein signal transduction
Cellular component (GO): heteromeric SMAD protein complex
Molecular function (GO): DNA-binding transcription factor activity, RNA polymerase II-specific; RNA polymerase II cis-regulatory region sequence-specific DNA binding; I-SMAD binding
Source: RefSeq, a predicted model, not a curated record
CAGCAGAGGGAGGGAGCUGACGCGUGAGGAGGGGGAUGAAAAGUUAGACGUGAAGAAGAAGUGGGAGAGAGAAUUAGGCGGAGAGUGGUGCGGAGGACUCAGUGUGGGGAGUGAGAGUAGGGAUCAGAGUGACAGAGCAGCAGGGGCACCAGUGACAGCCAGGUGUGAGUGUGCCUGUGUGGUGACAGUGACUCCCUCCUGCUGCCCACUACUCACCCCAGCGCUGCACCUCUUCCUUCUGGGGGGCUGUCAUGUCCUCCAUUCUGCCCUUCACCCCCCCAAUUGUCAAGAGGCUGCUGGGCUGGAAGAAAGGGGAGCAGAAUGGCCAGGAGGAGAAGUGGUGCGAGAAGGCGGUGAAGAGCCUGGUGAAGAAGCUGAAGAAGACCGGGCAGCUGGACGAGCUGGAGAAAGCCCUGGCCACCCAGAGCAUCAGCACCAAGUGCAUCACCAUCCCCAGGUCUUUGGAUGGUAGGCUACAAGUGUCCCAUCGCAAAGGUCUGCCCCACGUCAUAUACUGCCGUCUCUGGAGGUGGCCGGAUCUGCAUAGUCACCACGAGCUCCGCGCCAUGGAAAUGUGUGAAUACGCUUUCAAUAUGAAGAAGGAUGAAGUCUGUGUGAAUCCGUAUCAUUACCAAAGGGUGGAGACUCCAGUGUUGCCUCCUGUACUUGUUCCAAGAAACACAGAGAUUCCUGCAGAAUUCCCUCCACUCGAUGACUACAGCCAUUCCAUCCCAGAGAACACCAAUUUCCCAGCAGGCAUUGAGCCACAAAUCAACUACAUUCCAGAAACGCCACCUCCUGGUUAUCUUAGUGAAGAUGGGGAAACCAGUGACCAGAUGAACCACAGCAUAGACUCAGGCUCACCAAGCCUGUCUCCAAAUUGCAUGUCUCCGGCACACAGUAACAUGGAUCUCCAGCCUGUCACAUAUUGCGAGCCAGCCUUCUGGUGCUCUAUCUCCUACUAUGAGCUGAACCAGCGAGUGGGGGAGACGUUUCAUGCUUCCCAGCCCUCCAUGACAGUUGAUGGAUUCACAGACCCAUCAAACUCUGAACGUUUCUGCCUAGGUCUUCUCUCCAAUGUUAAUCGCAAUGCUGCUGUGGAACUGACCCGGCGACACGUCGGCAGAGGAGUUCGUCUGUACUACAUUGGAGGGGAGGUGUUUGCCGAAUGUCUCAGUGACAGCGCAAUAUUUGUACAGUCCCCGAAUUGUAACCAGCGCUAUGGCUGGCACCCCGCUACCGUCUGCAAGAUACCGCCAGGGUGUAAUCUGAAGAUCUUUAACAACCAGGAAUUUGCUGCUCUCCUGGCCCAGUCAGUAAACCAGGGAUUCGAGGCCGUUUACCAGCUGACCAGGAUGUGUACUAUACGGAUGAGCUUUGUCAAGGGUUGGGGAGCUGAAUACAGGCGCCAGACUGUGACCAGCACACCCUGCUGGAUCGAGCUACAUCUGAAUGGCCCCCUGCAGUGGCUGGAUAAAGUUCUUACUCAGAUGGGUUCUCCAAAUAUUCAUUGCUCUAGUGUCUCAUAGAGCAACGUGGCCACGUCACAGACCCUCAUAGACUUGGAAAAAGUCCACACAGAGCAACAUCCCAUGGCAAGCGGUUACUGCCAAUCACUUGAGAGAAAGUGAUGCUUUACCACAGAUCUACUGUGUGUUACUAUGUAUUGACUUCUCAUUGAUCUGGAACUCUUAACCCACGUACUUGGUGCGUUACCUGCCUCGGUGGCCAGCAUUAUUGGACUAUAAGACGCUGCUGCUGUUUUCUGCUCUUGAUGCAGGGAACCCAAUGACAUUAAGGACAUUAAAAAGGCAAGACUGCUAAACUUUCAUACAGACUUGACUUGCAGUUACUGAUGAUAAUAAAGUCACUGAAACUCAGUGUAAAGAUAAAGCACAGGUUUUGUGAUACAGGGUACAGUUGUUUUUUUUACUGCAGAUAUCAAACAGAACGUCUCAAGUAUUAGGUCCUCUCGCUGAUGUCCUGAAGUAGAUGUGUGACUGUGCCUUUAAUACAUUUUCUAAUGUGGAUCUUUGCUGCAUUGGUGACCAGUCCCAUUCAGACAUUUGCCGAAUUUGUUGGAACAGAUGUGUCUCUUCCAUGUGGGGAAGGUCUACAAAUGGGAAGGUCUACAAAUGUCACAUAGCAGCAUGCUUUUUGUAGUUGGUUCCUCAGCUGGAAAGCAGGUUAGACUGCUGUUACGUUUCUCACAAACUUCUAAGAAAUAGCAACUGGAGGAAAGCAUUUCAUUGUGAAGUGUUCAUGUCUUUUGUGUCAUCGCCUGAGUGUGAAGCCUGCUGUUCUACAGGUACAUCUCACUAAACCCAAAUUGUGGGGUGAGGGCGUUACUCCCACCAUAAGCGGGUGAGAAUCAUUCCAGCUCUUCUGGAUAGCACUUUGUGAAAUCUUUAACCCCUCCUUUCCUGCACAGUUUUGGAUGUGCUUUACUUCCUAAGGCUGGGUAUAUGUAACUAAGCAGCAUGUAGACUAGAGACCAGCAACCUGUGGCUCUCCGAGUGACAUGGAUCUAUGCUAGUAGGGUACCCUAAAACAUAUAGCUUUUAGCACAGCCAUGGAGCUGAAUGUUUGCUGGUUUAUGGACUAGUGCGCACACAGUCCUAUAGGUUCCCAUUUACAAAGAGAUCUCUGGGCUUGAUUCUGUGUGUCAUGCCAUUCAAAGUCCUGAGUGAUUAUACCCUAUGAUUCUGAGGUGAAUUCAUACUUGUGAUCACACCGCCCCCCAGCCCUCCGGACUAGCAAUGGCACUUACACCUACCCCACACUAGGUGUAGAAGAUGGUCCUAAGUACUAUCAGAUACGAAUAUAGCUCACGACACAUGUAGUUGUGUCAGCAUUCGAACUUACAUGUGACUCAGAAUCGGCACAUCUGUCUCUUGUACUCUUUUUUUUCUAAAAAUGAGCUAAGAAUAACCCCCCCACACACACACUCUAUAUUUAUUUACAGAGAUCAGUGACACCCACAGGUCCCUGAUAACACUGCAGGGGUACACUGUCUGUUCCCAGUGUUUGCAGCUGCUGUUAGCUAACGCAGUAUUACACACGCUCUUAAUGCUGUGUGUAGUUAAAGCUGACUAUAGUCCAAUGUAUUUGUAGCAUGUGCUGGGGGUUUUAGCCCUCACCUAUUUGUAGCAUGAAAGAACUGGUUUGCUCACAACCGUAACAAAUUAUUUCUGUUUUUCUGCCUUUUUUUUUAUGAAUUCAAUUGCAAUUUCUGCUUUUUAUGUGGUCUUGUGUGAAUGGAUAAUGUCUUUUUUCCUAUGUAUUUUCUGGGAGUUUUGGUUACUUUCUUAUUUUACAUGUUUGUGUGGUUUAUGUACUUUUGAGUUUUUGUUUAGCUAUAUACCCAAUAUAUGUCCCCAAAAUAGCCUCCUGGCUCUGAUGAACUGAGGUUAUCUGCCUCAAGCAAUCAGUCACAGAGGUUAAAAAAAACCAAUAUUCAAUAUAUCAGUGAUAUAAUUAAAAAUGAGUAAAGUGCAUUAUUGUCACCAUCUUACCCUGCCCUUAUUUUCAUUUCUUGUGUAAAAUUGUGAUUGUGAAUGUAAAUAAAACCUUUCCACGAUUGUCUUGUUUA